Molecule: messenger RNA, 2178 nt
Organism: Cladocopium goreaui
Lineage: Eukaryota; Dinophyceae; Suessiales; Symbiodiniaceae
Source: the annotation of a GenBank genome assembly
AUGGGAAAGACACGUGUGAUCUCCAAGGGUUACCGACAUGGCACUCGUGACAAGUAUUCCAAGAAGUACAGGACCAAGGGAAGACCUGGCUUGGCAAGGUACUUGGUGAACUUCAAGCGUGGAGACUAUGUGGACAUUGUCGCUGACCCCUCCAUCCAGAAGGGAUUGCCAUACUCGUUCUACCAUGGCAGGACUGGAAUUGUCUUCAACGUGAACCGCAAUGCCCUGGGAGUUGAGAUGACCAAGAUUGUGGGCAACCGCCAGCUGCGCAAGCGCAUCCAUGUGCGCAUUGAGCACGUGCGCAAGUCCCGAUGCAACGAGGCUUUCCUGCAGCGAGUGAAGGAGAAUGACAAGAAGAAGGCACAGGCCAAGAAGGAAGGCAAGAGCAUCGUUUGCAAGCGCGUGCCUGAGGGACCAAAGGAGAUGAAGACGGUGACGGCUGAGGCUGAUGAUGUUGAGUCGCUGGUGCCAUUUGGCUCGGAGACGCCUGGCGCCUCUGCGCCCGGCGUUGAGUCAAUGAGUCAAGUCGCGCUUCAAAGUGCUGCCGCCGCGAGCGGCUCCAGCACGGCAAAGACCGGGCCUCCCGUGAAGUAUGGUGUCUCUGACCCCAUUUCAUUGCAGGAAGCCGAAGCCCACGACUUAGAACUCAGUGAGCGGAUGAGGGAAGAACUGGAAAUGGUUUUUCCCGCCGAGACCCUCGAAGGGAUGGAGAAGAGACAGGGAGUGCUGCAAGAGCUGGAGAGACUCUUCCACGACUGGAUGUCGAAGCAGUGUGUAGAUGCGAACAUUCCAGAGGAAGAGAUCAAGAAGUCAACGGUGAAGAUUACAACUCUGGGAUCUUACAGGCUUGGCGUUGUCCAUCCUGGCAGCGACAUUGACACCCUUUGUAUCGCUCCGCCCUUCAUCCGACGCGAAGAUUUCUUCUCAACGUUUGCAGCCCUACUGGAGCAGCACGAGGAUGUCAGUGAAUGCGUGCCGAUUCCAGAUGCGUAUACUCCAAUCAUCAAACUCAAAAUGAGAGGUGUAUGCAUCGAUCUGCUCUUUGCCCGCCUGGCCCGAGCCCCCGAAGCCGAAGUGGCGGAGCAGGUGGUGAAAGAAGACGAGGUCCUGAAGAACAUGGACGAAAAGAGCGUUCGAUGUUUGAACGGCUUCCGGGUCGCGGAUCAGAUUCUGAGGCUGGUGCCAAACCAGGAGACCUUCCGUCGCACGCUGCGAUUCAUCAAGUAUUGGGCGAGAAGAAGAGGCAUCUAUUCCAACAUCGUGGGCUUCUUCGGCGGGAUCACCUGGUCCUUGCUGGUUGCACGGAUCUGCCAAUUAUAUCCCUACUAUGCGCCAAAUCAGCUGGUGAACAGGUUCUUUCGGCUGUAUCACCAGUGGCAGUGGAACUGGGCGCGACCCGUAACGCUCUGUGACAUUUUGGAACCAGCCACGGUUCCAGGCAUGUCGGCCUUCAAGGUGUGGAACCCAAAGACGAACCCGGCGGACAGACAACAUGUGAUGCCGGUGAUCACCCCGGCCUUUCCAUCGAUGAAUUCCACGCACAAUGUCACGGAGAGUACCAAGCGCAUCCUGUUGGAUGAGUUUAAAAGGGGCUUUGAAGUUGUCCAGAACGUGGAGGGAAACAAGGCGGAUUGGUGUGAUGUCUAUGCGCCCUUCCCCUUCUUCCAAGAGUUCAAGAACUUCCUUAUGAUCGAGAUCCUGGCCAAGUCGGAAGAUGUGUACAACAAGUUUAGUGGAUGGGUCGAGAGCAAGCUCCGCAUUCUGGUGAUGCAGCUGGAGAUCGUGAAUGGGAUGAGGAUACACCCCAACCCAAUGCAGUACGACCUGCUCGAAAGUGACGCAGAGUGGCCUUUGGGGUGUCUCGGCCAGCGGCCAUCUUCGGCUGGCCAUCGGCCAGCGGCCAGCGUGGCGCCGUGCUGUACCGAGGUGUGGGAUGUUCCUAGGCAUGCAAUUCACACCAGACGCUGGAGCGUUGCGGCCUCAGUGGUCAUUGACAUUGACGUCCAGGUCGUUGAUUUGGGGGAAGUUUUGCAGGGCUUCGGUUGAGAUGAUGAGCACCGAUGAGUUUGGCAUCCCCAAAGAAGAUAGGAAAGUCAAAUCGCACUAAAAUCAUGAUACAUUGCCCUCGGGCAAUCAAACGUAGCAAUGGAAAUCCACGAUUUAGUUCGAUGAUUUUCC